AUGGAUGGAGUGUGGGAUCCGAUCCGGGUGUGUACGAUGAGCAACCCAGAGGACACGACCACUUGUUGUGGGAAGACUCGGGCCAAGACGAGAUGCAAAAACCGCAUCUCAAGGGAAUCUCGCUCCGAAGCUGCUCAUAUCCUGCAGCUUUUGGCGCAGCGACCUCCGGAUGACAGCCUCGUCCAGAAACUGAGCAAGAUUGCCAGGCUCCUACUAUGCAGAAGAUACCACCGAGACCAGGAGGACGAACAAGUGCAGCCGCUAGUUGAGCACUGGUACGAUAGUGCUCACGAUUCAGGCGUCGGGCUUCAACGUCCGGUCGCUGUACGCACGGAAGUCCGGCAAAUUCUCUCGUCACCAAACCCAAGGAAUUCAACUUCGACGCCAGUGACUCCCAUGGAGGUUGAACCUCCCUCGACUGAGCCUCAGUCCAUCCAUAUUGAGCAGCUGAGGCAAAGGCCAGACCAAUUCGAGGUGAUGCCAUCUUCCCAAGGGCGGAUCAAGUUUGGGACCGCAAAUGCCGACAACACCCGCACGCCAGUGAUCCUCCGUUCACUGGAGCCGAAGGAUGACAGCGGCAGAAUAAUGUGCAAUAUCUGCUGGCAGGAGUCUGCAGACGAAAUCGCUAAUUUGAAAUGCGAGCACUGUGAGAAUAGCGUGCACUUAGGAUGCAUGGGAGACUGGCUCGAAAAACGCUCAACUCAGAUCAACUUCAACUGCCCAAUAUGCCGCGGGGUUCGCCGGUUUGAUGCUCAUUAUUCCGUCGCUGUGACGACAAGGGAAACAGAGAAUGGAAUUGGCGGUGUUGAUGACUCCGUCACUAGCCCAGGGGAGAUCGCUUCAACGGAAGGGGCUGGGUCGCAAGGUCUCCGCCGGUCUGGUAGAUCCAGGAGACGGCCUGACUACUACGGAUCAUCAUAG
Messenger RNA from Aspergillus melleus, 921 nucleotides. RefSeq lists its product as uncharacterized. Bases 1 to 921 code for a protein of 306 amino acids. The transcript is spliced from 2 exons. The record is from RefSeq and is a predicted model, not a curated record. Lineage: Eukaryota; Fungi; Ascomycota; Eurotiomycetes; Eurotiales; Aspergillaceae.